AUGUCAGUGGCUUUGAAUCAUGUUCCGAGCUAUUCGGGGGUUCUGUCGUUAAGAGUGGCUCAAUUGCUCAACUGCCGGAAGGGCGUUAAUUUUUCCUAUUUGGCGAACGUUGUUGCUUGCUGCCAUGUACGGUCACAGGAAUUCUCAACCUGUACCGACCCAGCUAUUCUGCGAACGGAGGUGCGAGGGAGCCAGCAAAAUGAGGAUACUUCCUAUGAUAUGUGGAAUGGGCUGCGAUCUCACUCCCAGAUCGAUGAUUGGGUUGCACGCCAUUCAACGCAGGAGGGCCAGUCUCUGAAUCCCCACCAGAGGCGAAAGGCAUCCCUGAAACCAGCAGGACCUACCAAGUACCUGUUGUCUGCUCUUCGGCAUGCUAGGCAUGAGUCCGACAGUGCGCCUCAUUCGGAGGCUGAGCCAACGCUACCCUAUACUCUGCAUCCGGAAACUAUGCAAAAACAGAAAUAUGGUGGACAUAAGAAACAAUCGAGAGGAUGCAGGCUGUCUCUUCAGACAGUUGUCGCAGAUUACAUACGAUUCGUUGAGCCUCUCUUGACCCGGACAUUUGACUUGCGGGAUGGGAAAUGGACAUCCGGUUCUUCUCGGUUGAACGAUGCUUUGAAAAUAGCGUUCUCUGCUGAGAACGUCAAGUAUCUAAAAAACAGGGGUUAUCAUCCUAUGGACGUGGUAGCUUGGGCGUGGAUACUCCGGAGUAAGAACAACCACGAGGCAAUUCUGCGUAUCCUUGUUCUGGAAGAAGACCUUAGAAUGAAACAUGGGCCUUCUAGUAGGGGCGUUCCACUUUUCAUUCCGCUCUUUCUGUUACGACGAUCGGUCUCGGAUGCUAGGACGUUUCGUCUGCUACUUAUCUAUUGUUUGCAUCUCAUCAGCGGCCAACCGCCUCCAAGUCCUCGUUAUAGAGUAGGGUCUGAAGACUCAGAAUCUGGUGUCCAAUCUGAGUCACGUCGGCAGAUGAAGUCCUCAAUGGAACCUCCUACAUGUAUGAGCCUCGUUAUUCGCCUGCUUCGCCACGCUCGUCAGGUUUGGCCGCAGGCACAGCUCCUCAUAGCGCGUGCAUUUGCACAGUAUCUGAGUGAUUUGAGCAUUGACGAGUCGAAUACAAGCAAGAGGAAGUCCCUAGCGGAGGUAGAGUUCGAGUUGAAUCAGUUCAAAACAGAGAAAUUCAACCGACUUCUCUGGCUUCUUUCGUUACCCUCCAAACAAAACCCAUUCGUGUCGAUCCCUAUCCAGCAACGAGCGCAGUUCGAGAUCCUAAAGAUAAUGGCCUCACAUAAGCCCAUCCUUCCCGUCGAGCGACGAGGCUAUCAGGGUAUAAUUGCCGUCCAGCUUGCCCAUAAAAAGACGCCAGCAGAGAGGCAGUCCGCGGAAUUGAAAGCUCCCUCCUGGCCGCCAUGGAAGGAAGACAAGCUGGGAAUCGACUCUGAAAGGGGCAUUGAGGGUAUGGAGAGCCGUGCAAUACAAGUCAUGGCUCAAAUGACAGGGGCUGGUUAUUCUCGCACUCGUUGGGAAGAAGUCGCGUCUAUUUUAGCUGGCUGGGACACUGACAGAAGUCCAACAAUUCAGACUAGAGCCCUGAUGCCUCGGUCCCGCUCUUUGCGUGGACGACACCCGGGUGCACCAGACCAAGAAGUUAUUUGGAUAGCUCGAAUACGCGCCACACGCACAGUACGGGAAGCCUGGGCAUGCUUUUUGUCUUACCAAGAUCAAGGGUUUCCUCUGCGCGCGGGUAUCUAUGCUGCAAUGGCAGAAAAGCUUAUCUACCGAAAAAAGGCGAUUGAGAACGGAUUCGAGAAAACAACACUCGCUCUACCUGGUGACUGCCUAGAGGUAUUUCCAGAACCUGCCUCUGCUCGGGAUGUGAUAUACGUCCGUACAGAACCGCCAACAUUGGAGGAUUUCCUUCAGCAGAUGUUUGCGCAAGGGAUACGACCCAGCGGAAGAUUUCUGGCAUUGCUAUUGCGCUUUGCUCCUACUUUCAAUUCAGGCCUGCAUUAUCUCCGUCGCAGUGACCUUCCCGCAAGCCAGAUUGAAGUCCUGUGCAGUAUUCCCUGUAAACUCUCGGACUACACCGUUCGGGAUGCCCGGGCCCUGCAUGAGUUGCCAGUCUAUAUUUUUGCGGCCUUCAUAGAGUUCCUGUGCAAAUCUUCGAAUUUUGAUCCCCUGUACAAAGCUGGGCAUGAUGUCUCUACUGCCGAUGUUUUCCCGAUAGCUAUGGGCGAGGACAGGGUGGCUGCGUCCAAGGCGACAACACUAUUUCAGCAUGCUGAGACGUCAGCGGCGGCUGAAGAUAUACCUCACCCACAAGCGCUACGGAAGGCUGUUCAGCUAUUGCGGCUGCGGAAAACAGAGUAUAGCCCGGCAUGGAUCAGCCUCCUAUCAUGUCUCGCCCACGAUCGGACCAGUUUGAAGUUUAGUCGGAGUGUUCAGCGCAUUCUUGCUUGGCAUGAAAUUUCAGAGGUCUUUGACUGGAUGGAAGAUCUUCAGGUUAACUCUGGCUUCCGGGGGUUUAUGUAUCUUUGUCAGGGGUUCUUAGGAGCAGUGGUGGCUGGUGUUGUACGUUCGGAUUCUGCGGCAAGAGGUCUGGCGAUGGUGAGAGGAGCUACUUGGAACAGAAAAACGGCGCAUCCCAAACGUGUCUACGAGACGUUUGAGGAUAUGGUCAAUGGCGGACUCCGUAUCCUUAAGGACCAUUUUGAUCAGCUUGUCCUUCCGAAUCCCAGGACCCGUUUGUUUGCCCCGAACAAUGGUCCUAGACCCGAAAUUGAGCCUCUUCCGAUGCUUCAUGUCCCCUUUCCAGCUGCUCUCCAUGCAUUCAUCAGAGCUCUGGGGGUCGCUGAAGAUUCCGAUGGUCUGUUGAAUCUCCUUCGUUGGAUGAGUCAAUCUGCAGCCUCCCUGAAAGAAGUCUCCGAUGAACUUUCAAACGGUGAAAGGAUGACACGACGCUGCUUGGUAGCGAUUCGUGUAUUCCUUGAAGGCUCCUGGAACCAAAGGAAGUGGUCGGUAUCAGCAAUCAACCGGACGUGGUCUUUCCCAUUCAAUCAUGGCUUUAUGAGUGAGAGUAUGGUUUGCAAUGGAGGAUGUCAUAAUGAUUCACUUGUCUUCUCGGAUCCAGUCGUCCAAGAAGCGCAUGAUAUCAUCGAAGCGACUCCUGAGUGGGGAUCAUGGCCAACCGACGAGGAGGUGCAGGAGUAUAUAUCCGGACAUGGAGGAGACGAGGCGUAG
This is a messenger RNA of Monascus purpureus, 3240 nucleotides long. Lineage: Eukaryota; Fungi; Ascomycota; Eurotiomycetes; Eurotiales; Aspergillaceae. The record is from the annotation of a GenBank genome assembly.